Capronia coronata CBS 617.96 is the source of this 2004-nucleotide messenger RNA. Its product is annotated as CAMK protein kinase. Gene Ontology annotation, molecular function: protein serine/threonine kinase activity; ATP binding. Bases 1 to 2004 code for a protein of 667 amino acids. NCBI's taxonomy places the organism in Eukaryota, Fungi, Ascomycota, Eurotiomycetes, Chaetothyriales, Herpotrichiellaceae. The transcript has a single exon. Gene Ontology annotation, biological process: protein phosphorylation; mitotic DNA damage checkpoint signaling. The record is from RefSeq and is a predicted model, not a curated record. Gene Ontology annotation, cellular component: nucleus.
AUGGCGCAGGCUGACCAUGUUCAACAUUUCGAUCGCCUGCGCCUAAAGUCGGAUAGUGAAGAAGAUGAUCUUGCUUUGCUUACCGAGGACGGAUCCUUCAACAUGAAGCGAUCCCUACAAAAGCCCUCGGUGCACUCGCGGCCAUCUCUCCGAGGGUCUACCGCGAGUCAAGACACCAUCCGGGCCACUGCCACUCCUCCCAUGAACAUCCCGGCAAUGAACGAGACUUCAGCCGUGACUGACGAGACAUCCAACCCGUCCACAUAUAUUGACCAUUACAUGCGCCACAGGAAUCCGUCGGUUAGCUUCAACAGUGAGAUCAAACUGGAUUCAGGCCAGAGUCAGAGCAUGGCGGAGCCGCUGGAGAAACCUACAAAGGCCCUGCAACGUGGCCGCUCGUCGAAGCAGCCGAUUACCGAUGGGAGACGGUCAUCACGGGCGCACAGUGAGUCAGGACGGUCACACUAUGAUCCUGUCACUGGCCGGUAUGUGGGCGGAGACUCGCAGAGCCCCCCGAGGGACCACGCUCGUAUCGGGGAGGGCCGCUUCCCUUUGUUACAGACCACUGUAGACGAAAUGGCCAGAGAAACUCGUCCGAAUCUGGCCCUGCCCACGUCGACACGGUCAGAAUCGACCAUGUCUCCUCCCAGCGAGGCCGUGCUGACCCCCGAGGCGGAUGACAACUACUUGUUAUCUCCCACGACUAUUUCGCCCAGCGCUCAGCCGUUCUCCUACGACGCGCCCAAGUCAUUUAGGCGCACUGCGUCGCAGAGAUGGAGGGAGGGCGAACUCAGCUCCUCUCCACAAGACUUCUUCUCGCGCGCCGGAAGUCUGCGCAAUAAAAGUCUACGCGACGCUGCCGGGCGUGCCUCGCGGCGAGACACCUCAGGCUCGACCAGAUCUCCCAGGUCAGCAGCUUCUUCGUACCUUCGAGCAUUCUCGAUCAGCAGCGGAACCAACGGCGAUGCUGGAGACCACGGGCCUAUCGCCUGUGAUGCGGAGGGCCAGACGAUCGGUGAUGAUUACGUGCUCGGCAAACAGAUAGGUUACGGGGGCUUCAGCACGAUCAAACAGGUGACGCAACUCCAGGAUGGCAGGCAACGCACACUGGCCGUCAAGAUCGUUCGUCGACAGAUUGAGCACAAGAGUGAAGCGGAGAACGAGCAAGCUCAAGCCGAGUUCGAGCAUGAAGUUGAACUGUGGCGCUUUCUCAACCAUCCUAACGUCUUACCCCUUGAAGCGGUCUACAAAUUCGACGAGGCCACCUUCUGUUUCAUCCCCCUCAAUACGGGCGGGACGCUCUUUGACCUGGUCCGGGUCAACCGUAACGGCGUUCCCCACGAACUGGCGAAGAGCUACUCGUACCAGCUCGCGUCGGCGCUGCGCUAUCUCCACCUCGACGCACGAGUCGUGCACCGCGACGUCAAGCUUGAAAACUGCCUGAUCGAACCCGGCAGCAACGGAGAGCCGGGUCUCUUGCGGCUCUGCGACUUUGGAAUGGCGGAGUGGCUCUCCACUGAUAGCAACUCCGGGCCGCCGAGCCCGCGUUUCAACCACACCGACCGUCCGCCUCAGAAACACAUCGGACCAGCAGACACGUCGACGUCGGCUUUCGCAGGCGGAAGCCUCGAGUAUGCUGCUCCCGAGAUCCUCCGGGUGGCCGAGCGGAUCACUGACUCUGGACAAGCCGAACGCGCCAUCGUCUCGCCUGCGGUCGACAUGUGGGCGUACGGCGUGUGCGUGUACAGCAUGGUCGUGGGGUCGCGUCCGUUCCAGAACUCCUUCCAGCCCCGUGUUGUCAUGGCCAUUCUGGCCGGCAACUGGAACUGCGACGUACUGCGCGACAAAGCCGGCGACGACGUGGUCGAGGUGGUCAGUGGAUGUCUCGACAUGGACGAGUCGGAGCGCUGGGACGCCGUGAGGGUCAUGGACUCUGCUUGGCUCGAAGAACUGGCAGAGAAGGACCACAGCCUGCAACACGCCGCCAACGGUUGGCGACUAUGA